Molecule: messenger RNA, 1959 nt
Organism: Capsicum annuum
Lineage: Eukaryota; Viridiplantae; Streptophyta; Magnoliopsida; Solanales; Solanaceae
Product: rhomboid-like protein 14, mitochondrial
Exons: 2
Coding region: 742-1746 (334 amino acids)
Cellular component (GO): membrane
Molecular function (GO): serine-type endopeptidase activity
Source: RefSeq, a predicted model, not a curated record
UUGGGAGUAAAAAGCUUCCAAAGAGGUCUAGAAAGGUUUUAAAAGAAUGAGUCCUUCCCUUUUUAGCACCUUUCUGAUUCCAACUUUCCUUGUGACGUGUUUAAGGCCACAGGAUUAAAUGAAAUUUGGUACAGCUUUCUGAUUCUAACUUUCAUACAUGGCCAAAACUGACUCUAGGGUUCAACUAACUGAUUGUGGAUGACUUGUUAAAUAUGCGUGUGUGUGUGUUUUUCGUUGUUUGUGCCUUUAUGUGUGUAUGUAAUUAACUCGUCAAAUAUAUGACGUGAUAGCAUAAAAGUAAUUCAAGAAUUGACCUGGAUUCAUGAGAGAUCAUUCUCAGCCUGUAUAUAUCCCCUUGCCAGUGUCUUUUUCUAUUUCAACUUUUAGCAUAUACUUGGUUCUCUCACAAAAAUACUUUGAGGUAUAAUUAAGUCUAAAUAAAUGGAAACAUAUAAUUCUAUGGAAAAGUUCUAAUAUAGAUUAUCUAACCUACUGCAAUGAUAAAAAGGUUACUGAUAAGCUGAUUUUAUUUGUUCUUUUCAACCGCUAGGCCAUGGAUAUACAACAUAUAUCACUUCCUUACUAUUGAACCAAAGCCUCGACUCAGCAAAGUUUCUGCAUAUGUAUAUUUUAGGUAAUUUGGAAUGAGAUGACGUAGAAUUGUUUUGAAGGAUGAGCUGAAUCGGUAAAUCUACUCAAAUAAAAGUUCCUGUAUUUUGGCCUACGGUAUCCAAAUCAAGAAUGGAAAGAGGAAGGGGAAGGUGGGUUUCUUCAGUUUCACGUGGGAUGCUACCUUUAUUAGGGCUGCAUACAGUGAUUGAAUAUAGCAGGCUGGAGAGAAAACCACCGGUUACAGCAGCGCUUCUUGCUGCUAAUACAAUUAUAUACUUGAGGCCCACUUUUCUUCAUCCUAUACUUCCUACCAUCAAUCAAGUCUUGUUUAAUCCCCAUCUCAUCCUUAAGUACAAGGACCUGAGGCGAUUCUUCCUAUCAGCAUUCUACCAUUUGAAUGAACCUCACCUAUUCUACAAUAUGCUAUCACUUCUGUGGAAGGGGAUUCAGUUGGAGACAUCAAUGGGAAGCGCAGAAUUUUCAUUGACAGUUGCAACCUUAGUUGCUAUGUCCCAGGGUGUCACAAUAUUGCUUGCGAAAUCAAUCCUGCUGUUGUUUGACUAUGAGAGACCCUACUAUCAGGAAUAUUCUGUGGGGUUUUCUGGUGUCCUCUUUGCUAUGAAAGUUAUUCUCAAUGCACAAUCAGAUGAGUAUACAUAUGUGCAAGGGCUGUUGGUACCGACUCGUUACGCUGCCUGGGCAGAACUUAUUCUCAUACAAAUGUUUGUCCCUGGUGUCUCAUUUCUUGGCCAUCUUGGCGGUAUACUUGCUGGCCUUCUAUUUUUGCGUUUAAAAGCAUUGUAUUCAGGUGCAAAUCCACUGAGGACUAUCGUCAGAGGUCUUAGCCAUGCAUUGAACUGGCCUUUAAGGUUUGUCAAGUUCUUACUUGGGAGCCAACCAAGAAUUGGUGGUAGAGGAAGUGUUGGUGGGAGAGAGACAAGAGAUACAUCUCAAGUGUGGAGAUGCCAAACAUGUACAUUUGAUAAUUCAGGCUGGUUAAGUGUUUGUGAGAUGUGUGGCACAGGUCGCACUGAUGAUGGAGCGUCAUCGUCAUCUCUUAGUUCAACAGAUGAGGUUCAAGAUCUAUCCUUGGAUGAGUUGAGGCGUCGGAGAAUUCAAAGAUUUGGUAGAUGAUAAGGGAUAUUGGCUCAAUAUCUUUCUCUGGAAAUAGUUGCAUUGAAGUAGGAUUGUACAUCCAGACGAUGCCACAAAGAUAUCUUGUUUAAGCAUUGUUUUUAUAGUCAAAAGAAAUUAGUAGUUACCUUACUGUUCGGGUACAUUAGCUGUUAUGUUAAACAUGGACAUUCUUUGCUAACUAGUACAUUUUACUACACUUGCUCAUCAAAA